Molecule: messenger RNA, 1719 nt
Organism: Aspergillus puulaauensis
Lineage: Eukaryota; Fungi; Ascomycota; Eurotiomycetes; Eurotiales; Aspergillaceae
Product: putative rhamnogalacturonase
Exons: 3
Coding region: 1-1719 (572 amino acids)
Biological process (GO): carbohydrate metabolic process
Molecular function (GO): carbohydrate binding; catalytic activity
Source: RefSeq, a predicted model, not a curated record
AUGAUUCGCUCGCUCGUCUCAAUCGCAGCCCUGCUGCUGGGCUCGGGUUCCGCUCUGACUAUCACCAAACCUCCUGCCCGCGGCCCUUUUCUCGACCAGGUUGAUAACAACACAUGGAUUAUCGGCAAUGAGCUGUGGAAUUUGACGCAGGGCCCGCAGUACGGUGUCAAGCUGUUCUAUAAAGACCACGAUUGUGUUGGCGAUGCCUUUGGGCACUACGUGAGCUAUAACGGGGCUGCAAGCGACCUGGCCUGGACGUCGGCAUCCGUUGUCAGUGAGGGGAGAUACAAGGGAGCGCGAUACAUCGAUGUCAAGUUCACGGCGCAGGAGGGCGACUUCCACUGGGUCAUCUUCUCCGGGCUGGCCGGUGCGUACCAGUACUUUGUCAACCAUGCGUUGCCUCCACUAGGCGAGUUUCGCACUCUGUGGCGCCUCGACAAUUCGACCUUUACCCACGGCAAGACGAACCUCCGCGACGAGGAGCUGCCGCACCUGGAAGACUACCUCGAUGCAAAUUACGUACAGGACUCAACGUGGCUGAAGCCCGAUGGGUCAGGAUAUAUCACCAAGUACGAUUUCACCUCGUGGGUGCGGACCCUGGCGUACUAUGGCGUCUACGGGCAAGGGUUUGGCAGCUGGUACAUCAACGCCGGGAAGGACUAUUUCAACGGGAACCACCUGAAGCAGGAGUUACUGGUCCACAGAGAGUCAGACACAGGCGACUCGGUCCAACUCAACAUGAUCCACGGCACUCAUUACCAAGUUUCCACGGUAGAUCACUUUGCCGACGGCAGAACCUGGGGCCCAUGGCUCUGGUAUCUCAACGAAGGGUCUCACUCGGAUGUAUCGAGGCGAGCGCAACAGGAGUUUGCCGAGUGGCCAUACCCGUGGCUAAAGGAUAAGGCCUACCAGGCCAGGGGCACCGUGAAAGGCACGCUGAAGCUCUCAGACGGGCGACGCGCUGCCCACGCCGCGGUCUUCCUGGGGGACAACCACCCGAACAAGUCAGCCCUCGACCAAGGCGCGGCCUACUAUUACACCGGAUACACGGACGCCCGAGGCGCGUUCGAAUUCAAGGACGUCCGCGCCGCCACGUACGGGCUCCAGGCAUGGUCGAACGGGAGCAAGCUCGCAGAUGUCACGACCUCAUUCUUGCAAAACGACGUCGUCGUCCAAGCUGGAAAGACCGCCAACCUCCGUAGCCUUGACUGGGCCGUCUCCAGGCGUGAAAAGGUCUUCCAAAUCGGCGACUUCGACCGAACAAGCUACGGCUUCCACCUCGGCGGGGCACCUUACACGCACGCCCUAUCCGAAGAGUGUCCAGCCGACCUCCUCUACGCAGUAGGCCAGUCAACCUCUCAGGACUGGUGCUUUGUGCAGACGCACCUGGGUAACUGGACAAUCACCUUUGACGCCGCGGCGCCGGCCGAGAAACAGACCGCGAUGCUCAUCGUCUCGCUUGCCGGCUAUGCCUCGGGGACAAGCUCCACAAUUUUAGCGAACGGGGUGAAGAUUGGGAAUCUAACGAGCGAUACGCCGCCGCUGCGCAAUGACGGGACGAUCUACCGGUCGGCGACGACGGCGGGCGAGUGGCGGUACUUUGAGUUCCCGUUUGAUGCGAGUCUGCUGAGGGAGACGGAGAAUGAGAUUACCUUCCAGGUGACAAAAAGCUCGACUUGGAAGGGAUUCCUGUGGGAUAGCGUGGUGCUGGAAUGGUAA